AUGAUUGGUGCGUUGCAGUACAUAAGCAAGUGGGUGUGUGUGAUGAAGAUGGUUUUUUGUAUUGGAGGAAGACUAGGAAUGUUUCCAUGGCUGUGUGGCAGACGCAACAAGCAAAAGAUAAUUAGAAGCUCAUACUUGAACACGUAUGAAACGUUGCGUGAUGAAGAUAGUUGUAUGGACUACGGCAUGGGUGGAAUGGAUAUGUCUAAGAUGUGUAAGAAGCACAGCAAUUGCAAUGCAAAGCGAUCCAAUCGUUUUGAGAGGCGUGGGGUGAAUAAAGACAAUGUUGAGAGUGUAAAUAGCAACACAUAUGAUUUGCAUGAUGAGCACAGUAACAUUUGUAUGCAUCCUGCAGAGGAUAUUGAUGAGCUUGAAGGUGCAUCUGAGGAUGUGGAGUCGCACAGUACAUUCAGGGAAAGCAAAUGCAAAGACAACAAAUAUCAAGGGGAUAUGUGCCGUAACGAUAACUGCAGUAACAAUCACAGAGCUCAUGCGAGUAGUAAGAAUGCCAUGAAUGCUUCAAAAGCACUGAGGAAUAAAAAAGAGAAUGUAUUCGAUAACAAGUAUGAUGUGGUCAGUGAAGAAGAUGUUUCAAUCAAAAAAGCAGAAAUACUUGACAAAUACAAAGCCAGGGCAUAUAUGAGCGAAAAUAGGCCAAAGAGCAUUUCUAUCGAGUCUGAAAUCGACUCUGUAUGCAACAAAGCAGCAGCCAUAAAUAAAAAUAGCGAUGCAUUUAUGAGUAGCCGUGCAAACAAGAUCAGGACAAAUAACCGAUUUUGUGAAUACUCGCCAGAUGAAAGUGAAAGCGAAAUUAGUUUCAUAAUGGAUCUGUAUGACAAGACCUCCUUGAACAACAGUCUAAAGCAAAAAAUGUUUGAAUACCUAAGCUUGCUUGAAAAAAGAAGCAAAGAGGAACUGCAUCGCAAUACGGAGCAGGACAUUCCAUAUCAGGCAUUUACACGUGAGUAG
This is a messenger RNA of Ordospora pajunii, 969 nucleotides long. RefSeq lists its product as uncharacterized. The record is from RefSeq and is a predicted model, not a curated record. Bases 1 to 969 code for a protein of 322 amino acids. NCBI's taxonomy places the organism in Eukaryota, Fungi, Microsporidia, Ordosporidae. The transcript has a single exon.